CCACCCUAUCCAUCACAUAAAAAACCGUCACCCCUCCUCCUGCUUCACUUCUUCUCUCAACUACUCUCUCUCUCUCUAAAAAGCUCCGUCGAAUCGGAAAUGGAGUCGGACUACGGCAUUCCCAGAGAGCUCUCGGAUCUCCAGAAGCACCGAUCUCUCUACCAGCCCCAGCUCCCUCCUUGCCUCCAGGGGACAACUGUUCGUGUAGAAUUUGGUGAUGCCACCGCUGCCGCAGAUCCAGCUGGUGCUCACACCAUCGGUCGAAGCUUUCCACACACCUAUGGUCAGCCUUUGGCUCAUUUCCUUCGGGCAACUGCCAAGGUUGCUGAUGCUCAGAUUAUCACCGAGCAUCCUGCUAUGAGGGUUGGAGUAGUCUUCUGUGGGAGACAGUCUCCUGGAGGACAUAAUGUCAUAUGGGGUCUCUACAGUGCUCUCAAAAUCCACAACCCCAGUAGUGUUCUACUUGGUUUUUUGGGUGGCUCUGAAGGUUUGUUUGCCCAGAAAACUCUAGAGAUCACAGAUGAAAUUCUCUCAACCUACAAGAAUCAAGGUGGUUAUGAUUUGCUGGGCCGUACAAAGGACCAAAUAAGAACAACUGAGCAAGUCAACGCUGCACUGACAACAUGCAAGAACUUGAAAUUAGAUGGUCUUGUUAUUAUUGGAGGGGUCACGUCAAACACUGACGCAGCUCAGCUUGCGGAAACAUUUGCUGAAGCCAAAUGCUCAACAAAGGUUGUUGGUGUUCCAGUUACCUUAAAUGGAGAUCUCAAGAACCCAUUCGUGGAGACUGACGUUGGUUUUGAUACUAUUUGCAAGGUAAAUUCCCAGCUCAUCAGCAAUGUCUGCACGGAUGCCCUUUCUGCAGAGAAGUACUAUUAUUUCAUUCGGCUCAUGGGACGAAAGGCAUCACAUGUGGCCCUGGAAUGCACUUUACAGUCUCACCCUAAUAUGGUAAUUCUCGGGGAAGAAGUUGCUGCAUCAAAGCUUACUCUAUUUGACCUGGCAAAGCAGUUAUGCGAUGCUGUUCAAGCUAGGGCAGAACAAGAUAAGUACCAUGGGGUUAUCCUAAUACCGGAAGGGCUCAUUGAAAGUAUUCCUGAAGUCUAUUCUCUUUUGAAGGAAAUUCAUGGAUUGCUCAGGCAAGGUGUUUCCGUGGAAAAGAUUUCCUCCCAACUCUCUCCUUGGGCAUCAGCACUUUUUGAAUUUUUACCACCCUUUAUCAAGAAGCAGCUACUCCUCCAUCCUGAAUCAGAUGACUCUGCACAGUUAUCCCAGAUUGAGACAGAGAAACUGCUAGCUCAUCUCGUGGAGGCAGAAAUGAACAAGCGGAUGAAAGAAGGAACAUACAAGGGGAAAAAGUUCAACGCUAUAUGCCACUUUUUUGGCUAUCAAGCUAGGGGGUCCUUACCGUCAAAGUUCGACUGUGAUUAUGCCUAUGUUUUGGGGCACAUUUGCUACCAUAUACUGGCUGCUGGCUUGAAUGGAUACAUGGCCUCUGUAACUAAUCUAAAGAAUCCAGUGAAUAAGUGGCGCUGUGGUGCUGCACCCAUAACAGCAAUGAUGACUGUCAAGCGAUGGGCCCAAAAUCCCAAUUCCUCAUUUAUUGGUAAACCUGCCAUCCAUCCAGCCAAUGUUGAUUUGAAAGGCAAAGCAUAUGAGCUGCUGCAACAGAAUGCAGUCAAAUUCUUGAUAGAUGAUCUCUACAGAAAUCCAGGACCUCUUCAGUUUGAUGGUCCUGGUGCUGAUGCUAAGCCUGUAUCUUUGUGUGUGGAAGACCAGGACUACAUGGGCCGUAUCAAGAUGCUUCAGGAAUACCUUGAUAAGGUCCGCACCAUUGUGAAACCAGGGUGUUCGCAGGAAGUUCUCAAAGCAGCUUUGAGUUCCAUGGCAUCUGUAACCGAAGUCCUCUCUGUCCUGUCCGCACCUUCAUCCAACGGCAUCAACCACGUCUGAGCACACCUCACAACUAGGAGCUGGUGAACUUCCUUCGCUCCCCUUGCUCUUUCUUCUUGACCUAUUAUCGACUUGCUGGGCAGAUACUAUGUGACGAGAAACAAUAAAACGGAGACAUUCUCCUUCUCAUGCUACUUUACGUGCAUGCGAGGAUAAGAUCAGUCUUAGAAUUUUUUUUUGUUGUUGUCAAAAGCCUUAGAAGUUUGAGGGGUUGAAGUUUUGUUUAUCUUCUUUUAUAAGCCAGUCAUGUUCUUUUCUUGUUUUUCCCCCCUUCGCGGUUUCUUUAACUUUUAGGCAGGUGGUGCUGUGUUUUGUUUCCCAAUAAUCUGUUCGCUGAAAAUUGUAUUGACUUUGGAGUGUUGUGUGGGCAUCUCAAUGCAACAUCAUUGGAUCCUU
This is a messenger RNA of Rhodamnia argentea, 2349 nucleotides long. Its product is annotated as pyrophosphate--fructose 6-phosphate 1-phosphotransferase subunit alpha. Bases 100 to 1953 code for a protein of 617 amino acids. Gene Ontology annotation, biological process: photosynthesis; glycolytic process; response to glucose. Gene Ontology annotation, cellular component: cytosol. The record is from RefSeq and is a predicted model, not a curated record. The transcript is spliced from 19 exons. Gene Ontology annotation, molecular function: ATP binding; diphosphate-fructose-6-phosphate 1-phosphotransferase activity; 6-phosphofructokinase activity. Lineage: Eukaryota; Viridiplantae; Streptophyta; Magnoliopsida; Myrtales; Myrtaceae.